AUGGAUCAUACUACUUGUUUCAACGAUCUCCCAGUAGAAAACAGUCGCCAUGAAGUGCAAGCCCAUCUAGUUUUUGAGCAACCCUGGGGAUGGUAUAUAGUUCUUGAAGGAUUUAAUCGGAAAAGUGAUGAACCUUUAUAUAUCUGCAAUCCUGUUACUCGAGAAAUUGUGACUCUUCCAGCAUUGAGUAUCAAAAACAAAAAGAAUAACAUUAGCGUUGUGCAUGGAUUCGGUUACCAUCCUUUAACUAAGGAGUACAAGGUUGUUAGGAUUUGGUAUGGUUCAAUUGGGAGUAGUAAUGGCGUGAUAGGACAUGUAGAGGUAUAUACUCUUGGCAGUGGCUGCAAAUGGCGGAGUAAACCAAAAAUUGAUUACAAUGUUGUACCUAAUGAUGAAAAUGGGAAUAAUUGUGUUAAUGGAUCUCUUCAUUGGCUCAAGUACGGAACGGGUGAGAUUGUGGCCUUCGAUUUGGCAGAAGAGGAAUUCCGCUUCGUUCAUACACCACCUGGUUUGUCCUUUAACACCCCAUCAGUGAUAUCUAGUACAAUUUUUGUCAUGAGAGGCUGUUUGUGUCUUUCUUAUGAAUAUGCAAAGGUUACUGACUUAUGGAUGUUAAAGAAAAAUGAUGAGAAAAAUGCAGGUAGUAGUAAUCUUUGCAAUGCAAAAGACCAGUAUUACAAGUCUCGGAGUUGGAUUAAAGAGUCACAUGUAGGAUUUCCAUCUGUAAAUCGAGUAUUUAAGAUAUUUGGCCUUAGCCAAGAGGGUGAUGUGGUACUUAGGCACAUUCAUGGUUUUUUGAGUCAGUAUAAUGCAGAGAGAGGAGAUGUAAAGGUUUAUAUGACGGAACGCAACAAUAAAGCAUUUUAUUCCCGGAUUAUGUCCCACGUCAACAGCUUCAUUUCAUUGAAAGCACUUGGAGAAGCAAAUGCAGAGACAUGCACCGGAUCAAAAGAUGCUGAUGACGAGGUAACAAGUCAAACUGUACCCGCAUAUAUUGUUGAAGAUUACUACUCUUUAUAG
Molecule: messenger RNA, 1020 nt
Organism: Papaver somniferum (opium poppy)
Lineage: Eukaryota; Viridiplantae; Streptophyta; Magnoliopsida; Ranunculales; Papaveraceae
Product: F-box protein At3g07870-like
Exons: 2
Coding region: 1-1020 (339 amino acids)
Source: RefSeq, a predicted model, not a curated record